AAGCAGACAAAAUGACCUCAACAAUACAGUUACUCAAAUGGACUACUCUUUGACUACUCCUUUUUCAACCGCUUAUACAACACAAUCACAACAAAGUGGGCAAAACACCAUAUCCCUAGAAAACAACAAACCGACCCGGGCCUCUGUGCCUGUCCCAACUAGUGUGGAAAGAACUACAGAAAUUUCCACGCUAAUCAUCACAACAAACACCAUCCCCAAUUUGGUACAACAACCUAUCUCGGCAUCCAAUUUACAACCUUCUGAUCUCCCGGGGCUUUCCGGACCUGAGAAUACAUUUACAACUGAGCCCAACUCAUUAACAGCUGACAACCUAGCUCUCUUACCUGACUCUACUACCAACUCCCACCAAGAUCUACCCAUGGACACUCACUCAAAUGCUACAAUUGAAUCCUUACCAAAAACAAAAAAAUCUUAUGCUACUGUACUCACGGGUAACCAAAAACUUAAAUCUAAACAAAAAUUUUCAGGCCACCGAGACUUUAAAUAG
This is a messenger RNA of Dentiscutata erythropus, 508 nucleotides long. The record is from the annotation of a GenBank genome assembly. NCBI's taxonomy places the organism in Eukaryota, Fungi, Glomeromycota, Glomeromycetes, Diversisporales, Gigasporaceae.